GACGCGGCCCGGCCGCGGGCAUCCGGCACCUUCCUCCGCGGUAGGAAUAAGGGAAGGACAGAGCCGGCCGCCUCCCGCUGCUCCCUCGCCGUUAUGGCCGGCUCCGAGCAGCCGCCGGCGCGGCGGGAGGACGGGGAAGCUCCGUUGCCCAUCGAGGAUUCGGAGCUGGCGCUGGCCGGCAUCAACAUGCUGCUCAACAACGGCUUCCGCGAGUCCGACCAGCUCUUCAAGAAGUACCGAAAUCAUAGCCCGUUAAUGAGUUUUGGAGCCAGUUUUGUCAGUUUUUUGAAUGCCAUGAUGACGUUUGAAGAGGAGAAAAUGCAGCUGGCAUGUGAUGACUUAAAGGCUACAGAAAAGCUGUGUGAGAGUGACGAAGCUGGAGUUAUUGAAACAAUCAAGAAUAAAAUUAAAAAGAAUGUCGAUGGACGAAAAUCUCCUCUAUCCAUGAUAGAUCGUCUGCAAAGACAAAUCAUUGUAGCGGACUGUCAAGUCUACUUGGCUGUGCUCUCCUUUGUAAAACAAGAAUUAUCAGCAUACAUAAAAGGUGGAUGGAUCCUCCGAAAAGCCUGGAAAAUUUACAAUAAGUGCUAUACGGACAUUAAUACGCUUCAGGAGAUUUAUCAGAAGAAAGCUACUCAGGAAUCCUUGACUUCUGACGCUGCAAAUGAUAAUCAUGUUGCUGCAGAAGGUGUAACGGAGGAUUCGCUAAACAGACUGAAAGGUGCUGUUAGCUUUGGAUAUGGACUUUUUCAUCUUUGCAUAUCCAUGGUGCCCCCAAACCUGCUCAAAAUCAUCAACCUGCUGGGUUUUCCUGGAGACCGCCUACAGGGGCUUUCUUCACUGAUGUAUGCAAGUGAAAGUAAGGACAUGAAGGCCCCUUUAGCUACAUUAGCUCUGUUGUGGUACCAUACAGUUGUUCGUCCCUUUUUUGCUCUUGAUGGCAGCGAUAACAAGGCAGGAUUGAAAGAGGCAAAAGAGAUUCUUGCAAAGAAAGAAUCUGCUUACCCAAAUUCUUCUCUGUUCAUGUUCUUCAAGGGAAGAAUACAACGAUUAGAGUGUCAAAUCAAUAGUGCCUUGGCUUCAUUUCAUACUGCUUUGGAACUUGCAACAGACCAAAGGGAGAUUCAACAUGUCUGCUUAUAUGAAAUAGGCUGGUGCAGCAUGAUAGAGAUGAAUUUCAAAGACGCCUUUGAGUCCUUUGAAAGGCUUAAAAAUGAAUCCAGGUGGUCUCAGUGCUACUACGCUUAUUUAACAGCAGUGUGUCAAGGAGCCACUGGAGAUGUCAAUGGUGCUCAGAAUGUGUUCAAGGAAGUUCAGAACUUUCAAAGAAAAAAUAAUCAGAUUGAACAGUUUUCAGUAAAAAAGGCAGAUAGAUUCAGAAAACAAAUGCCAACCAAAGAGCUCUGUGUCCUGGCAUCCAUUGAAGUACUGUACUUAUGGAAAGCCCUUCCAAACUGUUCCCUCUCCAACCUACAGCAUAUGAGCCAAGCUUGUCAGGAUGUUGAUGAUUCAUCAGCUGUUGGUUUGAGGAAUUUGCUUCUUGGUGCCAUACACAAAUGCCUGGGAAAUUCUGAAGAUGCUGUUCAGUACUUUCAGCAGGCUGCUAAAGAUGAGCUGUGCCGUCAAAACAACUUGUAUAUCCAGCCAUAUGCUUGCUAUGAGCUUGGCUGUCUUCUAUUAGACAAUCCACAGACCGUGCCAAGAGGCAAAACCUUACUUCUCCAAGCCAAGGAGGAAUUUACAGGCUAUGACUUUGAGAACAGAUUGCAUGUCCGCAUCCAUGCAGCCUUAGCCUCUCUAAGGGAAGUUGUUCCACAGUGACAAACAGGAAGUUGUGUUGUCCAUUCCCACAGUUUCUGCACUUUAGGAUGAAGCAGAAGAAAAAGCUGUUGGGAAGACCAGCUUUUCUUCUGGAAACCACUUGUGCCAGAGACACUUUCAUAGUAUGGUUAAGAGUUGGUAUGGCUUAGUAAAAUACUACAAUUUCAAUUGAAAGUAAAUCAACCAAGCAGAAGGUUAAGUGACCUUGCGUAUUUUAACUCUUCACUUUUUGUUUGUUUAAACCAAGGGGAACACAGUUAUUAAGUGACUCAUCAGGGGAGCUUAAAUAAGCACACAACUUACUUCAGUGUUGGCAGAUGGGAUUUUUUUUUUUAAACGUUUUAAAGUAGAUCUAAAUCUAAAAUAUGCUAAGGGGAAGGUGUUUCUGUUUUGAUUAGAAUACAGUGAAAGUAGUUGGUACAAAUGUUGAAGAAGGAAAUGGGCAGAACACUUAUUUUCUUGAAGCAUUAGCCAAAACACAAAAAAAGGAAAACCAUUUAGGCACAGAGAGCAGAUCUUGCUGAAUUUUAGAGUUUUAUUUCAGUGAAUUCAUGAUGAAUAAUUUGCCAAUUUAAAACCUCCCCAUCCCCUUUCCAUUAUUUGUUGCUUCCUUCUCAACACAGCUCAUACUUCUGAUAGAAAUUCUAUUAACUCUUAAGAUCUUGGCUUCUGGUACAUUCCAGCCAAAUACUUUGCUUUACGUGUAAUUAUAGUGAGGGCAAUUUUCAUUUUGCUCUUAAUAUUCUGACCAGUCCAUUCAGAUAACUAGGCCACAUACAGUAAUUUUACAUGUUUUCCAUUGAAGCUGCUAAGCCUUUAUCGCAGUGGCUUUUACAGCUAUUAAAUCAGACAAAACAGUACGCCCACCACCCACCUCUAACCCUAUUUUUGUAGUUUUACCAAUACUAUGCUAUCUUAAGUUUCAAUAUGAUAUUCCAAAUUUGUGGCGUUGACAUUUGAAGUUGACUUACUGAAGACACUCUAAGAGCUUGAAACUUACAUCGUGAUCACAUAUAUGUAUAUUGUUUUCAAUACUGGCCAUCUGUGUCCUUGUUCGUAGAUUUUUUAAAAACAACAACAACAACAACAACAAAAAAACAUUUUGUCUGUAGCAUCUCCCUGUGUUGUGUAUUCAGUUAGUAUCAUUACCUAGAAAGUAACGAAGGUAUUUUUUUUAAAGAAACUUAUGAGUGGAAAUCUGACCAGGAAGUUAAUUGAAUUAUGUUACUUUGCAAAGCUAAGAAAACUGGAUAUCUUUGAAAAUAAUUCUCUAAAAGCCUUAUCUUUACUUUGGUCAGGUUGCCUUAAACAGUUCCUUAGCUUAAACGUUUUGCUUCUUUUUCUAACUUGUUGCAGAAGACGUUGCUGUGUUGCCAAGGUUUCAUACCUUGCCCCACAUCUAAUCUUCAUUGAUUUGCUUUUGAGGUUGCAUCUAAAGCAAGACUGACAUGGAGGAGAAAAGUAAUACUGGAUUUGGUAGGCCAAAGGAAUCGGUUGCACUUCUAGAGCAGUUACACUCCUCUAUUGCAGUUCCUGAAGGAGAGGAGAGACUUUAUUUUUCUAAAAUGUAGGUGUGUUGCAGAUAGUACGCUGUCAGCUUUUCUGUUCCAUUUAAUCAGUAAUAUUGAAUCACAAAGGAGUGUUCAACCUUUUUUGAAUUGGUCUAUCCAAAUAAGUAUUGAAUAGAGAACAAUAUAUUGUCUGUAUAUACAUAGCAAAUUCCUAGAAUCCAAUGAUAAUUUUCAAGAAAGGUCUUCAGUAUACUUGAAAUCUUAUUUUGUCCUACCUUUUAAUAUUUUGUGUCAGAGACACAGUCCAGUCUGAGUAAAUAGAUAGAAACAUUGCAUUUAAUGGCAAAAUUCCAUUCAAACACUGCUUAAGUAUGCCAUGAGCCUAGGCUAUUCAGGACACAAAGCACCUGCAUGUGAUUGGUGUUGGGAUGUCUGGGGUCUACAAACGUUGGAGGUAGCUAGCAAAUUGUAGUAAACUUGAUUACAAGGCCUGUUCUGCUCACUGGGCCAAGAGCGAGUCCAAAAAGACACCAUAUAUUCCUGUAAAGGUUUAACUCUGUGCAAGUUGCAGCUUUUCUGUGGAUUUAGCAAAACAUCACUGAAAUGGAACCAUCGGUUUCUGUAAUUUUUUCUCCCUCCAUAGGAGAAUCUUCUGCUUUAUAAAUGUCACGUUUGUUUUUUAUGUUAGAUUGUGCCUGUGAUGAGAAAAAUUUCAACUGUAUUUUGUGCAAACUGAUACGUUUUUAUACUUUGGAACUCGGAGGCAUGGUCUAAUAGCAAUAAUAGAAUAUGCAUCUUGCUAGUUAACAUGUUAAGAAUAUCUUUACUGAGUCAGGUAUUUUUUGUUGAUGUUGAUGGAGUUUUUAUCUCAAUAUGACUCAUUUCAAAUAACUAGAAUUUAUAGAUGUCACAAAGUGGCAUAUUUAUUGUGACGUACUGUAAAUGUUGUUAAUUUACAGAACUUGCACUUUUAUAUUUCUGAGUAAAAUUAAAAGAAACGUGGACAUGCGUUUUGUUCCCUGGCUCCUUGAAUUUGUCUUUCAAAUUGGUGGCCUCCUCAACAAGGUGGUGUUGAGUACUGGAAAAUCUUCUGGGAUGUCAAGUGACUCUGUAAGAAAGCUUUCUAGUCAGUAAUUACCUCAGCUUCUGCUCUUCCAGUAUAAUUUCAGUCUCCUGGUUUAGAAAGUGAGUUACAUGUGUCAUGUUGAGAUCAACCACAGAACGAAUGAGAUUUUACAUACUUCUAAGAAAACGCCAACACAGGUGUGUUUGUUGUAUCCCUACACUUUGGAAAAACGCUUCUAAGUUACUCUGAAGCAAACCCUUUAAUUUCUCCUGUCUCUGGUUGUUUUCUAUUCCAGCUAUGCUUUAUUCUGAAAUAAAAUUCCCCAAAUGUGGUACUGAA
Molecule: messenger RNA, 4737 nt
Organism: Meleagris gallopavo (turkey)
Lineage: Eukaryota; Metazoa; Chordata; Aves; Galliformes; Phasianidae
Gene: TTC39C
Product: tetratricopeptide repeat domain 39C
Biological process (GO): otolith morphogenesis; cilium assembly
Molecular function (GO): protein binding
Source: RefSeq, a predicted model, not a curated record